AUGGCUAUGCGAUUUAUGAAUGGCUUGACCAGUAUCAUCAAUAUCUGCCACAAUCCAUCCGGCUUGAGGGCGCAGGUUGAAGCCCUGGGUUUUCAGCAUCUCGACCUCGAGGUGACAGCCCCUCGGGUCGCAAUUUUCCGGGAAGCCAUCGUCGAUCUCCUUGAGAUGGAGCUGCCGAAUGGACUCCCCUCUAAAGCACGGGUUGGCUUACAGGCGCUCCUGAACUACUCAGGGGGCGCGUACAUAUACAUUCGUCGCGAGUACUCCGCUCGCAUCAAAAUCAUCCAGCGCAGCUGGAGGGUCGCGAACAACAAGGCUUCUGAAGAGGAGCAGGCAGAGGAGGCCGGAGCAGCCACCGCCGCAGUGGCGGACAACGAAGAUCUGCUGCAGAAGUCGGCCGAGGAGAAGACUCAGCGAGCUGCUUCCAAGGAUUCUACCAAAGACAGCGAAGGUGCUCCGGUGCGCCGGGACUCUAAGAACGAGGCCACAAGCACCGUGAAAACCACGGCCACCGAACUCAAGGUGCCCACCACUUUUAACGAGAUGUUCCUGUUCAAUGCUGCCGUGAUGGGUUUCGGCCAAAGCACCUGGAUGCACCUCGUGCUAGACCAGUUUGACGACAUUGUGAGCAAUGUGGCGAAUUCAUACCGCCUGCAGGAGGAGUGCGACGUGCUGUCACUUGUUUUAGCACAGCAUCCGGGCUCCAUUCGCCUUUCCGAGUUCAAAGCCGUCAUGCUGGCAUCUUUGAGGUCCCUCGUGCCCAAGGAGUGGGACUCCAAUCACGAGGUCGCAUGGAAUUGGCUCUGGGAGAACGUGGAGCGGAUGCUUCGGUCUCACAUCGGCAAGCCUCAGGCGCACGAGGAAGCCCUGGGCCGAUUCAUCCUCAGCCUCUCGGAGACUUCGAUCCUCUUCUUGCGCCAGGAGCUCUAUCGAAGGUUCUUCGCCGUCGCCCCGGCCGGGCAGGACCAUUUCAAGCAGUCCACCACAAGGCUAUAUUUCAUUGCCGACAAGAUCAUCGAGAUGACCGUGGAAAUCUUCAGAUCUCCGCGGCAGAUGGUCGUCGACAUCUCUGCUCUGGGUCUCCGCCAUGUUGGUUACGAAGUGCCCACCGAGCUCUUCGCACCCUUCGUCUCGGCAGCAGUUGAUGUCGUGCGGGGGAUGACCACGGACGAUGUGGCCGAAGCAGCCUUCCGCUGGUCACUCACACUGGUCUCGAAGAUCCUGGUCCGAACGGUGUUGGAAGGCUCCACGAUCGUAAUGAGGGCCAUCAACACCAACCAGGAGAAGGCGCUGCGCAAGGCGAUCGCCGUGGCACCCCGCGGGCGGAGGGCCACAGAGUUGCUGGAGAUCCGGGUGGGCACCCAGUCCAUCUCUCCGCUCUUCUGGGCCAUUGAGAGUGGGAGCCUGAACUGUGGAAAG
Molecule: messenger RNA, 1419 nt
Organism: Symbiodinium necroappetens
Lineage: Eukaryota; Dinophyceae; Suessiales; Symbiodiniaceae
Source: the annotation of a GenBank genome assembly